AGGUGAUACGGGUACGGGAUGCUCCGUAAGAAAUGGCUGAAGGUGUUGAAGAAGAUCCAGACGACAUGAGGAAGAAGAGAACCACGCCUCGCUCCAUCUCUCCCCGGCGGCAGAGAGACAUGCUCCUCCCGGUCACCAAGCGCGUGUGGCCCAGCACGUACUGUGACCACAUGCCCCGCCUCAAGUCACCCCUGCACCUGGACACCAAGUUCCAGAAGGGCUGGAAUGAACUGGAUUUCGAGAAUCUUGGCGACAAGCCGGCAGUAUCGUACCAUGACAUAGACGACCGUAAGGACCGGCGGUCCAAGUCCGUAGUGCUGAAGUCUGGAGGCGGGUACCUGAGUACCGGAGACUCGGACGAUGAGGACGUGGACACCGCCCGCCGGAUGGUGGAGACAUCGAUGAGUCUGACGUCUCCUAGGGCUUCAAUGGAACGGGACAGAGCAAGCGGCUGGCGGAAUGUACUGUCCAGGAAUUCCGCCAGGAGGCGCUCCGGAAGAAAGCAGGCCGAGAGCCCUAGCCCUUUCUCGUAAAGAGGGCCAACAUUUUCUCCACGCAUCAUGCUGCUUUUAUAAUACAUUUAAGAAGCUAUUAUACUGUAUGAGUGUGCAGUAUUGUUGCAUCCUUUGGCAGAGGCCUAUUUGAAUAGACCUGUAAUUGCAAUUGUCUGUUUGAAAGAUUUUGUUUAACUUGAAGUUUGAGAGAAUUUUCAAAACCAAUGCAGACUGGCAUUCAACUUGAAACUUCAUAUGUAUUGUAUAUUCUUAAAGCCUUGGUCAAAUACUGCGAAAGAUAUCUGGUGAAAUAUGUUUAUUGAGGUUUGUUAGUUUAGCUUUUAUCUGGCCAAAGUGAACACAACUUGAAUAUCAUGGUAAACAAAGCCGGUGACUAUUUACAAAAUGUAUCGCGUUUUUACAAAAUAAAUGUAAUCCAAACUUCCAUUCCCAGAGUAAAAAUAAAUGUGCAACUGCAGCUUUUAAAAACUUACAUAAGGCAGGCAAGAUUUGUCACAGAUUCUACAGCAUCAAUUUUCGUGAAGCGUGUUUCAAAGAGGAUCUUGAAACUUUUUAGAAAGCUGAACAGUUUUCAUGAAAUCAUAAAAACAACACAGAAUGCAUUUUCCCCUUUCAGCGUGUUAUCAGAAUGUAAACUGUAGCACACACACUAUAUGUGUUCAUCAGCUACAAUGUGUUCCUCCUGUUUGUAUGUGAUAGUAGUUUAUCCUUGCACACUGUGGACACUAUAUUCACAUAGUUGGUGUUGUUGCAUCUAUAUAUAUA
This is a messenger RNA of Branchiostoma belcheri (Belcher's lancelet), 1280 nucleotides long. RefSeq lists its product as uncharacterized. The record is from RefSeq and is a predicted model, not a curated record. Bases 33 to 533 code for a protein of 166 amino acids. NCBI's taxonomy places the organism in Eukaryota, Metazoa, Chordata, Leptocardii, Amphioxiformes, Branchiostomatidae. The transcript has 4 exons.